GCCUACGACUUUAUAUUUCCUCUCCUCCAGCAGCUCACUGGCACCGGGUGUAGAGUCAGUAGUUGAUCGGGUUCUUGGACAACCACUUCAGUCCUAGAGCUUUUCUUCUUCUUGUAUCUAAGGGCCUCCGGUCUCUUCAUUCGCACACCGCCAGCAGCUUCAACCAUGUCAUUAGCUCGUGCGGCCACCAGUCGCGUCCGACUAUUCAACCUCACACCAGCAGCCAACUCGCAACACGCCCAAAAACGUCUUGGUCGUGGUCAAGGGUCAGGCCGAGGCGGAACCUCUGGUCGAGGUCAUAAUGGUCAAAAGUCACGGUCAGGCAAUGGCAAACCCAAAGCUGGUUUCGAGGGUGGUCAGACACCCAUCAUCAAGUUGUUUCCUAAGCGUGGAUUUGUCAACCCGAAUGCGAAGGUCUACGCAGCUGUAAACCUUGACAGGAUCCAACACUGGAUUGACCAAGGCCGCCUCUCAUGUUCUCCGGAAAAUCCCAUCACUGCAAAGGAGUUAUUUCUCAGUGGAUGUAUCCAUGACGUCCAUGACGGGAUCAAGCUUCUAGGCGAUGGCGGAAGUGCUUUAAAGGCACCUAUACAUAUAACCCCGUCACGAGCUUCAAAGUCUGCUAUCCGUGCGGUUGAGAAACUUGGGGGAUCUGUGUUCUGCAAGUAUUACAACCCUCUCGCGCUUCGCGAUUGCGUGAAGGGCAAUACCGAGCGAACGCAAGCUGCGCCUACGAAGCGCAACGACAUUCUUUGGUAUACUUCAUGGAAAAACCGGGGCUACCUUUCACCAGAAGCUCUCAGCAAGAUGCCAGUAGUCGAAGACCGAUGGAAAGAAUUGUCAAAGCAAUUCCUUAUGUACAAGGAGCAGGGUAUUGAGCAGCAAAAAUAGUCGCAUUUGUGCUCGUGUAUAAUACAGUACAUCACUCCUCUAAUGCCUCAGUGUGUUGUCGUCUCCA
This is a messenger RNA of Somion occarium, 958 nucleotides long. Lineage: Eukaryota; Fungi; Basidiomycota; Agaricomycetes; Polyporales; Cerrenaceae. The record is from the annotation of a GenBank genome assembly.